CGGAAAUGUUAUUCUCUAUUGCAUCGUCUCGUCGAUCCUGUGCACUCGGAGCCGCUCCUCCGGUUAACUGGGUGAUCUUUAGUUAACCCUCCGCUCCUCAGUCCGUGGUAUUCAGUGAACUAAUCGGUCCUCCGUCCGUGUUGUUUAGUGAACUCAUCGUUCUUCAGUCUGCGUUGAGCAGCAUGAGUAACAUGCUGGCGGACGGUCUGGAGGCGCUGCGCGCUGCCGAGGCGCCCCUGCUCGUGCUCGGCGCGCUGACGGCCGCCUGGCUCGCGGUGCGCGCGGUGGGGUGUCUGCUGGCCGGACUGCGGGUCUGGGUCCUGGGGAACGGGCGGCUGGUGUCCCCGGGGAGCCUCGGGCAGUGGGCAGUGGUGACCGGAGCCACGGACGGGAUCGGGAAGGCCUACGCAGAGGAGCUGGCCCGCAGAGGGUUCAACAUCGUGCUGAUCAGCCGAUCCCAGGAGAAGCUGGACGACGUUUCCAAGGCCAUAGAGAGUAAGUGUGGGGUGCAAACCAAAACCAUCGCAGCUGACUUCAGUACCAGAGACAUCUACCCCAAGAUCGAAGAGGGACUGGCUGGCCUGGAGAUAGGGGUACUGGUGAACAACGUGGGCGUCUCCUACGGGUACCCCGAGUUCUUCCUGAGCAUCCCCAACCUGGACAGCUUCAUCAACACCCUGAUCAACGUCAACAUCACCUCCGUGUGCCAGAUGACUAGCCUGGUCCUUCCCAGGAUGGUCCAGAGGAAGAAGGGCGCCAUCCUGAACAUCUCGUCUGCCAGCGCCCUGGCCCCCAUCCCGCUGCUCACCGUCUACUCUGCUAGCAAGGCCUUCGUGGAUUUCUUCUCGCGGGGUUUGGAGGCCGAGUACAAGAGCCAGGGGAUCAUCAUCCAGAGCGUGCUGCCGUCCUUCGUGGCGACCAAGCUCAGUAAGAUCCGCCGCGCCACGCUGGACAAGCCGACGCCCCAGCGCUACGUGGCGGCAGCGCUGGGAACGGUGGGGCUGCAGAGCCAGACCAGCGGCUACUUCCCCCACGCCGUCCUCGGCUGGCUCACCACGGUGCUCCUACCCGCCAAGCUGGUCACCUCCUACAUGAUGGGGAUGCUGGUGUCCCAGCGCGCCCACUACCUCAAGAAGCAGAAGCAGGGCUAGAGCCACCAGGAGGAGGAGGGGAGGGACCAGGAGGAGGAGGGACCAGGAGGAGGAGGAGGAGAGGAGGAGGGACCAGGAGGAGGGACCAGGAGGAGGAGGGACCAGCGACCAACAGUGAUAUGACCAGGAGGGCAUGCUUUCCUCUACGGCCCUCAGCCUGCGACCACGUGUACGGUGUCGUCCAUUUUGUACUGGAACUACUUUAUUAACUAGUUUCGGCCCCUGCUCUAAAUCGGAUGAUGGAGCAUCUUUAUGAAAUAAAACCAAAUUGUUCGAGUUAAAGCGUUCCUGAAUCAGGGAAUAACAAGUUUAAAACGACCAGGCGGAGGCCAAUAAAAAUAUAUAUUUCAUUGGCUACUAUUUUAUUCAUUCCACUUUCUCCUAGUUUUAUCCAAGGUUCACAACCGUCCAGUGAGUUGUGACCAAUGGAUAUUAAAAUAAAACGGACUGCCUUUUACCACGUAUGGACUUCAGAAUGGAUUGACGUGAUACUGCCAGGUAUUAAGUGUGAUACGAUGCCCCAUGUUGAAUACUCUUCAAUAGUCUGAAUGUCACUGUGUGCUAUCCUAUACAAUACCACUAACCUUUUCACGACAAGAGAUAAACGGUAAAGUCAAUAAUGGGAGAUUAUUAUUGAAGCAGAAUAGAUAAAGGGUGUUUAAGUUUUAUAAUGCUUCGGCCUGUUCUGUAAACCAUUCCUGCAUGUGUUCAUUCUGGUUCUAGAUAACCAGAGCUAUUCAUCUGCUGAUGCUAUUGGACACAAAGCUGGUGUUCAGCUAGGAUAAGGUCAGUUAAGUUAAGGCUGAGGGGUGGGCGAUAGUAAGCAGUCUUAGCUUCUGCCCACUCCUUCUAUCUGUGAUUACCAAAACGUCCGAAUUAUUAAUCCAACCCAAAUCAAUUUGGGGGUUAGGGUAAUUUAUGUUUUUGAUAUUGUCAAAUUGUUUGAGGUAUUAAUGUGCUCUUUAUUUGAAAAACGUAACAUCUUUUGAUCAUAUAGGUUUGGAGUGUUAUCACAUUUAGCCUUACUGUAAGGACUUAUCUCUAGAAUAUAACUCAUUAAUAAAUCCUCAUUUUUAAUA
Messenger RNA from Gadus macrocephalus (Pacific cod), 2230 nucleotides. It is a transcript of the gene hsd17b12b, whose product is annotated as hydroxysteroid (17-beta) dehydrogenase 12b. Gene Ontology annotation, molecular function: oxidoreductase activity. NCBI's taxonomy places the organism in Eukaryota, Metazoa, Chordata, Actinopteri, Gadiformes, Gadidae. Gene Ontology annotation, cellular component: endoplasmic reticulum. The coding region runs from base 183 to 1151 and encodes 322 amino acids. The transcript is spliced from 11 exons. The record is from RefSeq and is a predicted model, not a curated record.